Molecule: messenger RNA, 2020 nt
Organism: Bradysia coprophila
Lineage: Eukaryota; Metazoa; Arthropoda; Insecta; Diptera; Sciaridae
Gene: Cpr73D
Product: Cuticular protein 73D
Cellular component (GO): chitin-based extracellular matrix
Molecular function (GO): structural constituent of chitin-based larval cuticle
Source: RefSeq, a predicted model, not a curated record
AAUCACGAGUGGAUUGAACGUGUAAAUCGUUAAUGUACCGGUCGGUUGAUUUGAAGAAGGUUGUGUACAAAUUGUAAAUACAUUGUGUAAAGUGUGUAACUUAUGAAUCGGUAAUGUGUAACAUGAUGGAAUGAUACAGAUAAACCUUACGAAUUGCGAAUUGCGAGUAUAUUACCAAAUUUCGAGAUAGAUUUGAUCAACUAGAACGCUGGUACUUAAUGUUAUACAGAACAAGUCAUAUUUGAGUGUUGCUUAUGAAAACAUAGCCGUUGGAGUUUAGCUAAGUUAAGUGCUUUGAAAGAAUCGAGAAAGAAAGAAAAACGGAACAUAAAAUGCGAUCGGUUCUCAGUGUUAUCGUUAUAAUUGCGACAAUUUCUGGAGGUGUACAUUCGGAUGAAACGGAUUACAAUAUCAUCAGUCCGGAUGGUUCAUUUUCAUUUGGUCUUUCAAACAACGACUAUGGAGCGCAUUACCACACUGCAUCUGGUGCAAACAACAAAAUAGUCAGGGGCAGAUAUGGUUCAAGAAAUCCAGAGACGGGAAGAGUCGACGAAACAACGUACACAGCCGGUCCGAGAGGAUUUCGUGCUCGUGGACCGAAUAUUCAUCGGAAAAUGGAUUUGUCGCAAGUGCCUCGUGGACCGAUUGGUUCGAUCGAUGACCCGUUGGCCGAUCCGUAUGACGAUCCUUCCUAUGGUUUUGGCUUUCGCACGUCGGAGUAUCAGCGUCGUGAAGAUGGCGAUAGUACGGGGCGUGUAAGAGGUCUCUACUCCUACAUCGAUGACAUUGGCGAAAGGCAUUCCGUACGUUAUGCAGCUGGAGCUGGAACUGGUUAUGAGGUUACGAAUGCUGUGCCGGAUAGUCCAUCAUUUGUCAGAUACACAGCUCCGUUAUAUAAAGCCAAUCGUCUCACUCGUGGUCGCAUUAGCUACGAACGUGGACCUGGUGCCCAGUACAAAUUUAUUUCUUCCGGUCCCGAUCAGAGACGUUCGGAAAGUACGGGUGCCGAUGGCAUUACACGCGGUUCCUAUUCAUAUCUGGAUGAUAAAGGUGUGCAGAGAACUGUCGAAUAUAUUGCUGGUGCUGGAAUCGGUUAUCGAGUGGUUAAAACAACAACUGGUCCGGGCUCUCAUCUGGUACCACGACCAUACAUUCCGGAUUUCAAUAGUGUGCCGCCGCAAUCGAAUGACAUCAGCGAUAUUGAUGGUAGUGGAUUCAAAACGGCCGAAUCGGGAUCGGUGGUACCAAAUAGAGGAAGUGGAGGACAGAAUAAUGUGUACGAUAACGCAGGUGCUCACGGUAACAGGGAACGAGAUCCGGCAGCCGCUCAUGGCAACAGGGAACGAGAUCCGGCAGCCGCACAUGGCAACAGGGAACGAGAUCCGUUGCAUAGUAGUCAAGACCAUCCCACAUCCGGUUCAUCAUUUUCAUCAGGAACAAACUCCGGGGGCAAUGCACAUAAUUCGCCAUCAUCACCAAAUUACCAUAAAACAGAUGGACAUCACGACAAUUCGGUGCACGACACUGACAGCUCACAUCGUCAAACAUCUUCGUCAAAUCGGGGAUCGACUCGAUAUUCAGGCAACAAAGGUUCCGAUUACAGUCCGAACAAUCGGCCAAAUGUCAUCGCCAGCUUGGGACCACCUUACAUCACCCGAGACCAUUUCGGUUUGAAUGCUGAACGCAACAGUGAUUGGUCGCAGCAUCAUCAAGAUUCCACAUUGAUCAAAAAUACCGGCGAUUGGUAUGUGGGUCUGCCACCUGGGUCUGCUGUUAGAGCACAUGUGCAAAGCAUCGAUUUACUUCCGUUGGGCGGUCGACCACCAUCACCGUCAGAUGCUUUGCGAAGAGACGAACAGAGAUCGAAACAAUACUGAAACGAUAGAGAAUUGAUGGAAGGAGCGCGGACCCAAGAAGAUUAAGGGUUUGAAUCAGGAAGGAAAAAUGUCGAUUCUUUACUGGUUCGCUAUGAUUUAUUGUAUGAUUUUGUAAUAAUAAAAUUGAAUAAAAGAAACGACUU